Salarias fasciatus (jewelled blenny) is the source of this 1643-nucleotide messenger RNA. Its product is annotated as protein turtle-like. Gene Ontology annotation, cellular component: external side of plasma membrane. Lineage: Eukaryota; Metazoa; Chordata; Actinopteri; Blenniiformes; Blenniidae. The record is from RefSeq and is a predicted model, not a curated record. The transcript is spliced from 5 exons. Bases 189 to 920 code for a protein of 243 amino acids. Gene Ontology annotation, biological process: cell surface receptor signaling pathway; immune response. Gene Ontology annotation, molecular function: transmembrane signaling receptor activity.
UUCAGUGGUGAAGCUGAGAGAAGCUUUCAGACACGUAGAGACUAAAACCUCCAGAUCACUUCCUCUGAGUCCAGCCAGAGAGAAGCAGCUGGUUCUCAUCCAGAUCCUCCAGAAAGACCAAGAGAUAGAGCAGGAGUAGCAGGAGGAGGAGCAGGAGGAGGAGGAGGAGGGACCAGGCUGACUGGACGAUGGAGGGAAGACGUGUUCUGCAGCUGCUCUGUCUGACCUUCACUCUCAUCUCCACCACUCUGCCAUCUCCUCCAGCAGGUCUGACUGUGAGUCCCAGCAGAUCUCAGUUCCUUGAAGGAGACUCAGUGUCUCUGAGCUGUGAGGAGGACGGAUGGACAGUGUGGAGGAAGACCAGCAGGAGACAGAGGAGUUCAUGUGAAGACAUGUGGGGAAAACCUGCUGGUUCCUCCUGUAGAAUCAGCUACAUGGUGACGAAAGACACUGGAGUUUACUGGUGUGAGUCCAGAGAGGGAGCAGCUGGAAGCAGCAUCAACAUCACUGUAGCUGAUACAGUGGUCCUCCAGAGUCCAGUCCUCCCUGUGAUGGAGGGACAGGACGUCACUCUGGGUUGUAGAACCAGCGCUCCCUCCACCCUCUCAGCUAGUUUCUUUAAAGACGGCGUCUUCAUCGGGACCGAGUCCACAGGUCACAUGACCCUCCGCCAUGUUUCCCGCUCUGCUGAAGGCCUCUACAGGUGUAGCUUCAGAGGUGUUGGAGAGUCUCCACCCAGCUGGAUCUCUGUCUCAGCUCCACCUACCAAGGCAGCUCCGCCCACUGAGGAAACUCCACCCAGAAGUGGAGCUCCGCCCACUUCCAUCACCUUCCUCCAGCUUGUGGUCAGAGUUUUCUCCUACCUGGUGGUUUUCUCUCUGAACUCCAUCUCCACUCUGCUCACGGUGUCUUUUUAUUGAAGCAGACCCAAACAUAACUAACUAACUAACUAACUAACUAAUCGAUCAUAUGACCAACCAACAAACCGACCGACUGGACAACCAUCCAACCAAUCAACGAUCAGCACGCUAAUCACAGGUUAACUUUUGAAUGACAAAGAAUCCAAAGAAUCAAGACAUGAACGAACCGACUGAAUCAACCGAUCUACCAACCGGUGAACCCAGUAACGACCACCUGUCAGGACUCUCUGUCCUCUCUGUCCUCUCUGUGUCCUGCUUGUCUCUCCAAGCUUCCCUCAGUCUCUCAUUGAUCCCAUCGUCCAGUCCCCGGUCAGCUCCUCCUCCCUGUGUGCUGACAGUGUGUCCCCCUGUCUCUCUCCCUGUCCUCCUGUUCUGUUCUGACCGACGGUCGUCCUGCUUGUUCUCCCGUCUGUUUCCUGUGUUCUUUGACUCCUCCUCUGUUCUCUGGAUUAUUCUCUGUCUGCUCCUGCUGGAUUCCUCGGCUGCAGUGUUUCCAUCAGUAAAGACUCUGAACUCUGGAGCUCUCUUCACGUCUGCUUUGGUUCCUCAUCGGCGGUGACGCCAUCUGACCAUUAAACCAGCCGUCCAACUAGUAAAUGACCCAAUCACUGAUUCAACCAACUAACAAUCCAGUAACUGACCAACACACCAAUCACAAGUUAAGAUGAUGAGAUGUCAUAACCAGUAUAACCAGCCAGCGUCCGCUCUGAGGAUGAGGAGCUG